CAGCCUUUAGUCCUGUUCGGGAAAUAAUAGCUACUACAUAAUAAUAAUAAUAUUUCUAAUAACGCGCUUUGCUCAGAUAAACAUCUCAUUCAGUGUGUAAAAGAAGAUGGCUGCCCAGGAAGUGCAGCCGAGUGAGACCAUCGCGAAGCUGAAAUCCGAGUCGGAGACUCUGAAGACGAAGCUGGAAGAGGAGCGGGCCAAGCUGCAUGAUGUGGAGUUGCACCAGGUGGCAGAGAAGGUGGAGUCUCUCGGCCAGUUCGUCAUGAAGACCAGGAGAACUCUGAAAGGACAUGGCAAUAAAGUGCUUUGCAUGGACUGGUGUAAAGACAAGAGGAGAAUUGUGAGCUCGUCCCAGGAUGGAAAGGUGAUUGUGUGGGAUGCGUUUACAACCAACAAGGAGCAUGCCGUGACCAUGCCAUGUACAUGGGUGAUGGCCUGUGCUUAUGCACCGUCUGGGUGUGCAGUAGCAUGUGGUGGUCUUGACAACAAGUGUUCGGUGUACCCAUUAUCCAUGGAUAAGAAUGAGAACCUGGCAGCGAAGAAGAAAUCCGUGGCAAUGCACACCAAUUACUUGUCUGCCUGCAGCUUCACCAACUCAGAUAUGCAGAUCCUGACAUCAAGUGGUGAUGGAACAUGUGCAUUGUGGGAUGUGGAAAGUGGGCAGCUGCUCCAGAGUUUCCAUGGUCAUGCAGCUGAUGUGCUUUGCCUGGACCUUGCUCCCUCUGAGACCGGCAACACCUUUGUCUCUGGGGGCUGUGAUAAAAAGGCAAAUGUAUGGGACAUGCGCUCAGGACAGUGCAUCCAGUCAUUUGAGACCCAUGAGUCAGAUAUUAACAGUGUGCGAUACUAUCCGAGUGGGGACGCAUUUGCCUCUGGCUCAGAUGAUGCUACUUGUCGUCUGUAUGACCUGAGGGCCGAUAGAGAAGUGGCAAUUUAUUCUAAGGAGAGCAUCAUAUUUGGAGCUUCCAGUGUAGACUUCUCUCUCAGUGGCAGACUACUAUUUGGUGGCUACAACGACUACACCAUUAACGUGUGGGACGUUCUAAAGGGAACUCGCGUAUCCAUUUUGUUCGGACACGAGAACAGAGUCAGUACCCUUCGCAUCUCUCCAGAUGGGACCGCGUUCUGCUCAGGGUCCUGGGACCACACUUUACGUGUCUGGGCUUGAACAGCAGCUUGCAUUGCCUACUUGGAUCUGUUUGGCAUUGACAUCAACAGCAACAUUUACUAGAACAACUAUUAACUUAAAGUGUUGGAUUUAUAAGAAAUGCACAGUAGAGUAGAACAGGGUUGAAGAGAGACUAGUCUAUACAGACGAGCACAAUGUUAUUUAGAUUUUUUUGUAUGUAUGUAUGUAUAUGUGUGUGUGUGU
Neoarius graeffei (lesser salmon catfish) is the source of this 1372-nucleotide messenger RNA. It is a transcript of the gene gnb5a, whose product is annotated as guanine nucleotide binding protein (G protein), beta 5a. Gene Ontology annotation, cellular component: cytoplasm; heterotrimeric G-protein complex. The coding region runs from base 107 to 1168 and encodes 353 amino acids. The transcript has 11 exons. The record is from RefSeq and is a predicted model, not a curated record. Gene Ontology annotation, molecular function: protein binding; signaling receptor complex adaptor activity. Lineage: Eukaryota; Metazoa; Chordata; Actinopteri; Siluriformes; Ariidae. Gene Ontology annotation, biological process: G protein-coupled receptor signaling pathway; G protein-coupled dopamine receptor signaling pathway.